AUGGUGUCGGCAAUAAUAGGCAUCGUGAUCGGAAAGCUAGCUAUCAUCGCAUUCUUAGACCAGAUCAGAGGUCGCCACAAAGGCAGGCCGUGGUUCCUCUGGUUCAUUGGAGCGUCUAACAUCGUCGUCAAUAUCACCGUGGUUAUCACCAUCUUUUUACAAUGCUCACCAGUCGAAAAGAUAUGGGAUGAGAGAGUCCCUGGCCAGUGCAACGUCAGGGCCUCCAAUUUGAAGUAUGCGUACUUCCAGGGCAGCUACUCUGCUGUUUCGGAUGCUGCUCUUGCCAUAUAUCCUAUUUACCUGAUUUGGGGUCUACAAGUCACCAUGCGUAUGAAGAUCGGCCUUUGUUUUCUACUGGGAUUUGGUCUGGUCGCGGCCGCUUGUUCCGCCCUGAAAACAGCAGAGCUCACGAAUCUCCAACGAGCCGACGAGGAGGGCGAUAUAACAUAUUUCAUAGCUCGGCUAUCCACAACUACCAUUAUUGAAGCGUGGAUAGUGCUCAUUGGAGGAUGCAUUCCACCAUGUCGGCCACUGUUGAAGACAUUGCAGGCCAAGAUCCGCGGGAUCACGUCAUCCACGACCCGCACUGGCACUUACGCGGGAACCCACACAUACCAGAGAUACGACAAAUACGGAGCACCAUAUUCAGCCGGAAGAGCUUUGAGUACGUCAGGGGAGACUGGGAGAGCAAGCAUAAUGGGGCGUAGCUUUACGGGAAACCAUGCCCGUGCAUACUACGACCCGAAGGGCGACGUGACAAAGCCAUGGGAAGAAUUCGAGCUGCGUGAGAGCACCGACAAGGACACACGAGACAGCGACGAGUCAACGUCGCCUCUGAAAGGACCUGAGAAGGCGAUUGUGAUGACACGGAUAACGAAGGUGGAUUUUUCUUGA
Diaporthe batatas is the source of this 894-nucleotide messenger RNA. RefSeq lists its product as uncharacterized. The record is from RefSeq and is a predicted model, not a curated record. The transcript is spliced from 2 exons. The coding region runs from base 1 to 894 and encodes 297 amino acids. NCBI's taxonomy places the organism in Eukaryota, Fungi, Ascomycota, Sordariomycetes, Diaporthales, Diaporthaceae.